AUGGUGGGGAAGGUGGGGCCUGUACUGUGGGCCCUCUGUGCAGUCUGGGUAGCUGUUGAUGCCAUCUCUGUGGAAACCCCAUCGGAUGUUCUUCGUGCUGCCCGAGGAAAGAGUGUGACCCUUCCGUGUUCCUAUAGCACCUCUGCCCAGGACCGGGAUGGAUUUAUCCAGUGGGAUAAACUUCUCAGGACUCAUUCGGAAAGAGUGGUCACUUGGAAGUUUUUGUCAAAAAGCUAUAUCUAUGGCGACCUGUAUGACAACCGUGUGCGGGUAUCUAGCAAUCCUGAGAAGUCAGAUGCCUCCAUCACCAUCGACCAGCUGACCAUGGAUGACAAUGGCACCUACGAGUGCUCCGUCUCACUGAUGUCAGAUUUGGUUGGUACCUCCAGGUCACGCAUCCGCCUUUUAGUCCUUGUGCCACCCUCCAUACCAGACUGUGGCAUCCAAGGGGAGACUGUGAUUGGGAACAACAUCCAGCUGACCUGCCAGUCAGCUGAGGGCUCCCCAAGCCCAGAGUAUAGCUGGAAGAGCUACAACACCCAGAACCAGCAGCGGCCAGUCGCCCAACCAGUCCCAGGCCAGCCCUUGGUUCUGAAGAAUAUCUCCACAGACAUAUCCGGCUACUACAUCUGUACCUCCAGUAAUGAGGUUGGGACAGAGUCCUGCAACAUCACCGUGACUGUCAGACCUCCCUCUAUGAAUGUGGCCUUAUAUGCCGGUAUCGCAGGGGGCAUGAUUGGGGCCCUCAUCAUCAUUGGCAUCAUUGUCUACUGCUGCUGCUUCCGAGAGAAGGAAGACAAAGCUGAGGACAUGGAGGAUGCAAGGCCGAACCGGGUUGUUUACCAAAAGCCUUCAGAGCAACAGACAGAAUUUUCCAGAGAGAAGGAAGACGAUGACUACAGACAUGGAGACCAGGGGAGCUCAGGCCGCAGAUCCCCAGACCAGUCCUUUCAGUGA
Messenger RNA from Nannospalax galili (Upper Galilee mountains blind mole rat), 957 nucleotides. It is a transcript of the gene Gpa33, whose product is annotated as glycoprotein A33. The transcript is spliced from 7 exons. Gene Ontology annotation, cellular component: plasma membrane. The record is from RefSeq and is a predicted model, not a curated record. NCBI's taxonomy places the organism in Eukaryota, Metazoa, Chordata, Mammalia, Rodentia, Spalacidae. Bases 1 to 957 code for a protein of 318 amino acids.